AAAUCAUACGCGAAGAUCCUUUUUGUCAUUGACAAAAGUACUAUGGGUCAAACAGAAUAAGGGGUCAUCGCAGGUAGAAGGACUACACACAGAUAAUGGCGUCAAGUACACCAAUAAAAAAAACACCGGCUUGUUUGCAAAACGGUUGUAGAUAGCUUUCUUGUUCCGGUGGCAAUAUUUGGUCGAUCGGUAGGUGCUAAUCCUUAAAAAAAAUAAUUAGGCAAGGCCGAGACGACAAUUAGCAAGACCAGGUCAUAAAAGAGAUUCCCUGGUCCACACAAAACGAAUAUUUAAUAGUAUGGUUAGAGCAGAGAGUCAACCAUUCACUCAGCAAACAUCUGGAGAACAGCAUCGUCAUCAACCGAAAUGGAUAACUCUACGACGACCUUAAGCUACACCCACAAGCAGCUUGACCAACGCCCAGAAUCGAACACGGAUAGUCUGACGUACCAGGAGAAGCAAUCCGCCAAGCGCCGCCAAACCAAGGAACUCUUCCGCCCCUGGCUGGACAAGGCAUCCCCACCCACAGCCUGUCCACCAGAGUCCACUGCUCCCGCCUUGGGUCCCACCUUCAGGCCGACACUCGCUGAGACGCCCCGCCAGCUCAGCCCCCGGGAGCACCAGCGUCGACAUCGCAGUCUCCUGGCCAGUCGCCGGGCCGAGCAGGCACAGGCGCAGUACCUCGAACUUAUGGCCGUGCUGGAGCAGCAGGCUCACACGAAUCUCUACUACCGUCAGCUGCUGCCUCGGCAACAUCAGCAGUUUCUCAAGCAGAUGGCCCUCGACCAGCAAAUGCUCGCAAAUGGAGCACAGCAAUAAUAUGGACGGCGAGGCGAAGAGGAGAUAUCUAUAUUGAUUAUGGACCAUAAUGUGAUUUAGACCCUAAUUUAAUAAGCCCUAAUUUUUUUAUUGAAUAAAAAAAUCUUUACUCGGUGUUA
Molecule: messenger RNA, 938 nt
Organism: Drosophila persimilis
Lineage: Eukaryota; Metazoa; Arthropoda; Insecta; Diptera; Drosophilidae
Exons: 3
Coding region: 367-819 (150 amino acids)
Source: RefSeq, a predicted model, not a curated record